AUGGGAAAGGCAGACGUCCGACACUUGCCGACGCCCUUACACGCAGGUGAUGUCAUCGGCUGGGACCUAAAAACAGUGACCCCGCAUGAUGAGCCGAAGUGGUCUAUGCUUCUCGCGCUCGAUUUCACCAGCGGGAAGACUUGGACGUGGGCUCUGGAUUUCGGUGAAGCCACGGCUGUCAAGGUCCAGGAGCUGAUGCUCAAGUUCUAUGCGGACAACGAACUCCCAGCUAUAUGCUGGACUGACGAUGGUGGCCAGUUCCGCAACCUGCUCACGACUGCCAUCGAGGCCACACUGGGCGUCCGUCCCCGAACGAUCCCGCCGGGACGCCCCCAGGCAAUCGGGCUGGUGGAAUGCCACAACCGGCUGCUAGACCUGGCGCACGCCGGACAGAGGAGCCGCCUCCUCGCGGCGACGGUGGCUGUAAACUCCCGCAUCCAUCAGCGGUAUGGCGUCAGCCCAGAAAGCUUGUGGCGCUCACUGCGACCCACCGAAAGUCGCUGGAAGAAUCUACAGCUUCGCGGCAUCAUCCAUGGGGAGGCCAAACCCAUUUCCGAGGCCGACUGGCUACGUUUCCUCGAUGAGAGCCAGGCUGGUCUCACGCCAGAGUACGUGCAGCAGGCAGCUGAGGCGCUCCACAAGGCCGUGGCCCCAAUUGCCGGCGCCCUCAACAACAAGAAGAUGCGUGAGGCCAUGAAGCGGCACCUGCGCUAUGCCAGGAAAAGGACGCAUCGCAGCACUAUGCCGCUGGUGUCGGGCGACCGUGUCAUCGCACGCAACAGCCAAUACACGACGAAGACCGGGCGUGGCAAGUUCGAGACCCUGGGCGGUGAAGUGCGAGAGUUCACAGUCCUCUCAGUCUCGCAGGGUUUCGUGAGCCUCAAAGACAACAAGACCGGUCACGAGUGUGUCAGACACGAAGCCAGUCUCAAGCUCAUGCCAAUCCAGCUGGAGGCGGAUGACACAGUCAUGGCGGAUGGCGCCUGCCUUUACAGGGCCUUGCACAUGGGCAUGCAGCUGCGUGGUGGCAUCGCAGCCGAGGCUUUGCAGGACGACGACGCUGGCGCGCAGAGCCUGCGUAGCCAGGUCUGCUGCUGCAUGCACAAGUACCUGGACUCCCUGACGCCCGGACGGCUGCGCCAGGUGACAGAGGCCGUAUGUGUGGAGCCUCUGCGUGAUUUAGAGCUUGCCUCUUCGGAUGCCAUGUCGGACAACGGAGGGUUCAACUGGGGCACAUACUUUGCGUACGCCAUGAAGCCACGCACGUACGGCACCUUCUGCAAUCUGGCGGCGUUUGUGCGGAUGUCUGGCAUCCCUGUCGAAGUCUACUCUUGGCGCGACGGCUUGGAGCUUGUGUGGACUGAGAACAACGACGGGGCUGCUGGAGGCCGUCCAAUUGCACUGCUGCGUGGGAAUGUGCACUUUGAUCUACUCGCUCUGAAAGAGCCGGGAACAUCGCUUCCCAUCAAGCCUGGUCCAAAAGCCAAGGCCAAAGCAAAGGCAAAAGCCAAGGCAAAGGCCAAAACAAAGGCCAAAGCCAAGGCUGCAGGCAUCCGUAAGGCGAGCUUGAAGCGAUCCUAG
Molecule: messenger RNA, 1581 nt
Organism: Symbiodinium sp. CCMP2592
Lineage: Eukaryota; Dinophyceae; Suessiales; Symbiodiniaceae
Source: the annotation of a GenBank genome assembly